Molecule: messenger RNA, 543 nt
Organism: Humulus lupulus (European hop)
Lineage: Eukaryota; Viridiplantae; Streptophyta; Magnoliopsida; Rosales; Cannabaceae
Exons: 1
Coding region: 1-543 (180 amino acids)
Source: RefSeq, a predicted model, not a curated record
AUGGACAUCCAAACGAUGUCAGAUGAUGCUCAGUGUAGAAUCUUUCCAGCCACCUUGUCCAAGACUGCUCAAGAGUGGUUUUUUAAAUUCCCUCCGGCCAGCAUAAUGUCUUGGGAAAUGUUUGUGAAGGAGUUUUAUAGACAAUUUUAUGUUGGUCGAGUACAUUCGACCGAGGCCAAUCAACUUGUCAAGAUACGCCAGAAGGAGGGAGAAACCUUGAAGGGGUAUGUCCAACGUUUCAUGCGAGCCGCUGCUAGGGAUAAGAGGGUUGGCGAUGAAGGAAAGAUGAUGGCUCUUACUAUUGGAGUACGAUGCCAUUCAUCCCUCUGGAACAGUUUGAGGAUGAAUGGGGUUAAGAGCACCCAAGAAUUUCUGGACAGAGCAGACACGUACAUCAAGCUCGAGGAGGCCAUUGCUAACGAAGGGAAGUCACCUGCAGACGACCAGGGUCAGAAAGAAGAUCCCAGCAAAUUCGCUAGUGGGUCUGGGAAACCAAAUGGCAACGGAAAAAAUAAUGGGAAAAAUAGAGGAAUAAGGGCAUGA